CUGUGCAGGUGAAGAAGGGGAGAUACUUGCAAAGACGGGGAGACGCUAAGAGAGAGAACGUAGAAAGAGAGAAGAGAGGAGUGUAUUCCAAGACACAAUGAUUACUUCGUUUUGGGGGAGGCAGGAGGAGAGGCGUGGAAUUGGAAAGCGGAGGAUGGGACGGGAGCAGAACGUGGGGCUUGACCGAGGUGGGUCUCUCCAUCUAAUCUUUUUCCCAUGUUUUCUUUCCUUUCACCUUUUGCUCGGUUCAUCAGGCCUGGUCGGUUCCACUUCUAUUCUCUCCCUCUCGUUUCUUCUUCCUCCUCCACCUCCUUUCCUCUCUUCUCUCUCCUCUCCUCUCCUCUCCUCUCCUCAGAGCCGUAGCAGCAGCGUAAUAAUACGUCUAGGGGGCGGUGGAAGCCCUCGGAACAUGGGGAACCGCAGAGAGAAUCGCGUAAGAGCAAAGUAAGACACCUCCCCCGAGCUGGACUUUGCCGUACUCCCACAUAGCCAAAAGCAAGUUUCAUUUCUCCCGAAAGGAUUAUAAGCCCAAAGGGGAAGACAAAAAGGUCAUCCACCCCUCUAAAGGCAUCAUUGUAGCAUGCUAGCGCUGCGUCGUAAGAGCUAUAUACGCAUAGGGGGAAGUCACAGGUUUGGGAGUUCAAGAAUGGAGAACUGCGGAGAAGGCCAUGAAUUCCAAGCCUACCAAGAAGAAGACCACAACACCGUCGCCGCCGCCGCCGCCGCCGCCACCGCCAACAACAAUAGCAUUAGCAACAUCCAAAGUGGUGGGGGGUCUGCAACGUUUAUGUUCCCGGCCCAGGUCGCCAUGGGUGAUGGCGCUGGCGAUGCUGCUGCUUCUGGUCUCCUGCCUUGGCCACUUCCCCUCCUGAACAAUUUACAUCCGACUCACUUCCCGAGCUCGGGGCAAAUUCGCGAUCAAGACCGCUUCUUCCCUUCUCUUCCACCGCUUCCUCCUCUGCCACCGCCGCCCCCGCCCGCCUUCUACCACGACCUGCAUGCCCGUCGGGCUUCAGCCGCACUGCAGCUCGCUUACGAUGGUAGCGGCCUCGGUUCGUCGUCGUCGGACCCCUUGGGACUGGCGGGGCUUUACUUGGGACCCGAAGCAUUAAUUCGCGGCCGAGGGAUGAUGUCGUCCUCCCCCUUCGGAGCUCUUCAUGCCGAGCUGUGCAAGAUGACACCGCAGGAAAUCAUGGACGCGAAGGCGCUAGCCGCGUCAAAAAGCCAUAGCGAAGCCGAGCGGCGACGCCGCGAGCGCAUCAACGCCCAUCUCGCAAGACUGCGCAGCUUGCUUCCCAGCACCACCAAAACGGACAAGGCGUCAUUGCUAGCAGAGGUGAUUCAACACGUCAAAGAACUGAAGCGCCAGACGCUGGAGAUCGCGGAAGAGAGCCCACUUCCCACGGAGACCGACGAGCUCACCGUCGAUGCCACCAACGAUGAGGACGGCAAGUUUUUGGUCUCGGCUACGCUGUGCUGUGAUGACCGACCGGACCUCCUUCCGGACCUCAUCAAAGCCCUCAAGGCCUUAAAACUACGAACACUCAAGGCCGAGAUCACCACCCUCGGCGGCCGCAUCAAGAGCAUGCUCCUCAUCACCGGAGAGGAUGGUUCUGACCACCUGCAACAGGAGCAAUCCAUCGCGUCCAUCCAAGAUGCGCUCAAGGCCGUCAUGGAUCGGACAUCGUCAGCCGAUGAGGCAUCCACCGCCGGUGGCAUCAAGCGGCAGCGCACCACCAACUUGUCUAGCAUACUCGAACACAGGUCCAUUUAACUCAAACCAUACCAUGCACAUGUAAUGAUAGCUAGCGUGAUCAAACUAUAUACCUACCUUACAGUCAUUCAUGUUUCUCGUUUUCUUGCAUUGGCAGUAUUCAUACUUCUAUGUUUUUUAUUGUGUGGAGUUUAAUCCGAAGGGAAAUUAUCUUGGAUUUUUCAUCA
Messenger RNA from Musa acuminata AAA Group (dessert banana), 1941 nucleotides. RefSeq names its product transcription factor bHLH30-like. The coding region runs from base 581 to 1774 and encodes 397 amino acids. NCBI's taxonomy places the organism in Eukaryota, Viridiplantae, Streptophyta, Magnoliopsida, Zingiberales, Musaceae. Gene Ontology annotation, biological process: regulation of DNA-templated transcription. Gene Ontology annotation, molecular function: protein dimerization activity; DNA-binding transcription factor activity. The transcript has 2 exons. The record is from RefSeq and is a predicted model, not a curated record.